Messenger RNA from Thamnophis elegans (Western terrestrial garter snake), 489 nucleotides. RefSeq names its product waprin-Phi3-like. Gene Ontology annotation, cellular component: extracellular region. Bases 35 to 277 code for a protein of 80 amino acids. Lineage: Eukaryota; Metazoa; Chordata; Lepidosauria; Squamata; Natricidae. Gene Ontology annotation, molecular function: peptidase inhibitor activity. The record is from RefSeq and is a predicted model, not a curated record. Gene Ontology annotation, biological process: innate immune response; antibacterial humoral response. The transcript is spliced from 3 exons.
UCCUUGCUACUUCAAACUGGACUUCAGCUGCAUCAUGAAACCUUGGAUUCUUCUGCUCCUAGCUGGUCUCCUCAUUCUUUCCACUCAACUGUCAACAGUAAAGACCACCCAAAAUCUUUGUCCUUCAAAAGUCAAGCCGGGCGAGUGUCCCAAGGUCAAAAUCCCGCCUGACUAUCCCUGUGAGAAAGAAUGCGCCUGCGACUCCGACUGCACAGGGAAUAAGAAAUGCUGCCCGGUGGGAUGCGCCAUGGAGUGUUUCUCCCCAGGACCUCUCUGAGGAGCCCCAAGACCUGAUGAAGGAAGCCGCCAUCCCACCCUCACCUGUCCUGGAUCCUCACAUCCAGCCCAGCCUUCCUGCUGCAAGGUCCAUUCCUCUCUGGCCUCCCUGCUCCUGACUCCUGGCCACCUUCCCACCAGCUGCUUCGGGCUGGACAAAGUCCAUUACUCCAAAGAUGAGGCUUCCUCCAAUAAAUUUAGCAUUGAAAAUUC